GAGAAAUCGGGAUACGGCUUCAGACAACCCAACACACAUUAAAAAAUUGCAGACAUAACCGAAAUGGAUAGUAGUGACCAUAUUGUGAGCCAUGGGACUCCAGAGACCGGGGAUACAGCUCCCAGAGCUCUCAGAGCUCCUCCCAAAGCUUUCAGGAUUUAUCUUGUGGGCUUCCCGGACCAGCCAGAGACCGAUUCCAAAACAAGGCCACUGAUCGAAACGAUUCCAAGUCUUGUUCCCGAGGCACUAGUGAGGAAACACAAUAUCUAUCGUUACGACGCCGCGGGCAGGCCGCGAACUCAAGCGGAUGAGGAUGGGGGCAACAUCGAGCCGGGAGCCUACGACAAGAGAAGGUCAAAUACCGAUCUGCGAGGAGACGGAGGCGAUAACACUGAUACGGCUUCUCAUCCUGAGGCAGGCGAUACGUACCGCCAUGCUGGGGGUGGUAGUCAUGAGCUCGGAGCGGGAGAGUCUGCAAGACAGGCAAAUGAUCACGAGGUCAUCGACGACGACGACGACGACGACGCAAAGUCUACGACAAGCUUAUAUGACCUGUCAUACUCGCGAUCUUGGAUCGAGAAAGAAGCGCUUGACCUCCUAGAUCGGAUACACCGCCACGCGCCGAAGGCGGGGGAGGGCGGAAACAAGAUAGUUCUGGCUGGCUACGGCCUCGGUGGAAUCGUGAUCAAACAAGCCAUUGUCAUCGCGAACACGGCCCCUCGAUUCUACGAUGUCGCGUCAAACGUCACCAGGCUGUUGUUCUUUGCUACUCCCCACGGCCCGAACCAGCACUCUGCAGCAGACCGUUCGUCAACCCAGCUCACAUGGGAGCACGUCCUAGCCAACUUGCUGGAGGUGACAGAUAUCAAAGAUACGGGAAGGUUCUCGCAACUUCUCUCUGGCCUCGUUGAGUCUGUAUCCCAACUCUCGCACAGCUUUUACAGAUUUGCGGCGAAAUACUCAACGAGUGAUUUCGUGCAAGGCGUGGAUGACUCCCUCGAACAUCUCGAAAAGCCUUCAGCAUCAAAAACGGUGAUUCGUUGGCCUAAACGUGGAUCUCAGAAUGGGCUCGCAAUCUGCUCUGUCGACGACUUGGGGGAACUGGAGCUGCUACGCGAGCAUUUCGCGCCCCUCGAGGUCCUUUGGAGCCGUCUUGAAACCUCUGACUCGCAUUGUGCCGUUGUCUCGGCCACCGGCGACAACGUCGAGACGUAUUUUGACGCGCUCCAGUUGCUGUCCCCUUCCAGAUGGAUCUUGUAUGAAGGCCCGAACAUAGAUAGGCCCACCGAUUUCAACAAUCUGGAUACCAUCUACCGAUCAGUAACAGAUAAAUUAUGUUGGGAGCAGAUGCGGGGGGGGUUGAUAAACAUCUACGGCCCACCGUGUUCCGGCAAAUCCACGCUUGUCCAGUUUAUCUCUCAGAAAUUCCGGGAACAGUGGUCGGUAGUCACUGUCGAUUACCAGACAAACUCAUCAGGAGGGCGUCGGCCAACUCUAUACUCAGUCUUGGUCUCCUGCAUCCAUCAGCUGCUCUCGCAGAGACCCUCCCUCUUCCAGCCAGUCCGAUCUCUGAUGGCUGAGAUCAACAGACAAAAUGUGUUGACAGAAGCGAGUCUCGAGACUCUUCUGUCCUCCAUGUUUCUCCACUGCCAAGCGAUGGACUUUCUGAUUGUUGUAUAUGAUCUCGACGCUUGGGAAGCGCCGGUGCAAGACUUUUGGCUGCGAAUGCGAGAGAGGUUGGCGGCGUCACCUUCGGCUAGCACCUGCACCUUUCUCAUCAAAAGCCGCAACCCGGACGAGAGCUUGAACUCGACGAAGCGCUACGAAUUCAACCUGGGCGAGGAGAACCAGCGCUGCCGCACCAUUUUGAUCCGAGACAAAACAAGGCAAUUGCUUGAUUUUGAUUACGGCUCAACUUUCAUCAGCGAACGACUCGCGGAGCGUGUGGAGAGUAAGGUCACGCAGUCGGCUUCAGCUUUCGACGGCUCUUUCUCCGCCGUCACUGCCUACCUUGAAUAUGUGCUCCAAAAGUCCGGCAUCAGCUCCAUACAAAGUAUCGAAGAGAGCAUAGACAAGGGUCCAGUAGACCAGAGACAACUGUAUGGAAAACUGCUUGAACGGCUCAAUUCCAGGGCGCCGUCUAUUGUCUUCUGGGCAAAAUCGACCCUGUCGUGGAUUCUUUUAGCAGCCCGCCCCUUACACAUCGAAGAGCUUGCAGUCGCCGUUGCGAUCAACCUGAGUCACUCAAACAUGUCUGACAUUCAGAGAACUGUCUCCAUGGAUAUGGAGAGAGACAUUCGGACCCACUUGGGCGGCCUUGUAGCCAUUCAAGCCCGUUACGCCCGCAUCGCCAGUCCGCCAGUUGCCAAAGCUUUUCUCAACGGUGAGCCGGGCGGAGACCUUCAGCCCGAAAGCCAUGGCAUGCUUGCAAAGCUUUGCCUGCACUAUCUGAAGGUAAUCCUCGACAACGGUGCUCCGGAAAUGUGGGACAAAUGCUUGGCCUUGGCGUCACGUCGUCAUACAUGGUCACACGUGGAGGCCGGAGACUCGGUUCUGGAGUUCCUGGACUAUGCUUGUCGACUAUGGCCAACUCACUUUAUUGCCGCCAAGAAUGAAGACGAACCGCUCCAAGACGCCGUCAUUGAAUUCUUCCGGAUGCCAGAGGUGUCUCGAAAGUGGUUUGAGCUACAUCUGUUGUUUGGUGCGGACGCAAGCAUAAGGUCGACAACCGAAGCCCCGGAAGGCGACACUCAAUUCGCGACUCGACUUCUAGAACAGUACUUCUCGGCCAGUUCUCUAGAAAAAGCUCAGCUAUCGCCUGCUCGCAUGGCUGGGUUCGUUGGGCUCGAGUCCGUUGUCCGCGCACUUCUCGACGACCAAGAAAAGGACAACACCCUGGAAGUGGCUCAUAUUCGACGUGGCUACCUGGAACAUGAGAUCAUUCUCUGGGGAGACAAGAUCGGUAUUGGAUUUGAAUGUGCAAUUUCAAGUAACGACAAGCGUGUUGUCGACAGAUUGUUUCAACAUGACCCUGAAUGGUUCAGAACCCUCUUCCCUCUACAUCGAGCAGCUUUGGCAGGGAGUCUUGAUAUCUUUCAACUUCUCUUCUAUCAUUACGAGCUCCCCGUGGAUUCCAUUCUGGAGGGGCGGUCCAUUCUCCAUGCAGCGGCUGUCAGCGGCUGCGUGGAUAUCGCUUGUCUGAUUCUGGACAAGGACACAUCCAAGACCGCUGGUUUUAUUGAUCUCUUGGAUAAUAACCACCAAACGGCCUUAAUCAUUGCAGUGAGAAUGGGAAAUAUUGAUUUUGCAAAACAGCUAAUUGCCGCUGGAGCGCAACUUGCCAUUGCUGACCAGAUUGGCAAGACAGCACUGCAUUAUGCAAUCCAGUAUUGCCCGCUGAUUGUCGGAGACUUUGUCAACAAGGAUGUCAGCUUGAUACUUUCCAAAGACGAAGUAGGGUGCACUCCAUUGCAUCUUGCUGCAUGUUCUGGGAGCAUUGAAAUGACUGAGAUCAUACUUAGUGCUUCCAGGAAGAUCGGUCAGCUGGCGGCGAUGAUCAAUGCAAGGGACAACAAAGGGUUUGUGGCUCUUCAUCACGCCACAGAAAGAGGCUUCAAGCACGUCUGUCAAGUCCUUGUUGAGGCUUGCGUUGAGGCUGGUGCAUAUGAGGAUGAUACCAGGAUACGUGCUGCAGUGCUGGCUUCCAAACACGGCCACCUAGCCACCUUGAGGAUGAUAUUCCCUAAAAGGUUGGAGGACGGAGAUCGACUGCUCUUAGAAGCAGCCAGCACAGGUCAGAUGCUCAUGGUCCAGUACCUUAUCCGGGAGGGCGUUUCCGUCAACGGACCGGAAGAUGCAACUAGGAGGCCGAUCUCUGAAGCCGCCGGUCGAGGUCAUAGUGAUGUUGUGCGUACGUUGCUCCGGUGCGGAGCAAACGCAAACUUGCAAGAUGCUAAACGCCUGACACCACUGCACCAUGCUGCGAUGGCUGGGAUGCUUGAGGUUACAGAGGCGCUUCUCGACCAAGCUUCUGCGGAGGCCGACGAGACAAACAUCGAUGGGCGGGACUUAGAGCGAUUCACCCCUCUUCACAGAGCAGCUAAGAGCGGGAAUGAGCAGAUUGUGAACCUGCUACUCAAGCAUCACGCAUUUGUGGACGCUCGUACAAUUUCCGAGAAGACUCCGCUUCAUUUUGCCACUGCUUUUCCUGAGGUAGUCAAGCUCCUCCUGGACGCAAAUGCCGAAGUCAACGCUGCCGAUUCUCUUGGCCAGACACCUCUACAUAUAGCGACAAGCAAAAGAAACCGCCGUUCAGCACAACUCCUGUUAAAGGCAGGUGCUAAUGUUCACCAUGCUGACGAUGAUGACGAUUCUGAUGAUGACGGUGGCAAACGGGCUGUAUACCACGCCAUAAAUUGGAAAGAUCUCCAAAUGGUUGAAGAUCUUUACAAACUUGGCAGUAGGCCGAACGAAAAAGAUUCUUUGGCAGACAUGAAGCACGCAGUGAAAUGCUCUGCCGCCGACAUCCUCAAGUUCUUCAUCAAAGACUCUGCAGAUUCAGUUCACAAGAAGAAUCUUAAGGAUGGUCAAACGCUGUUACACCUCGCCUCCGAACGAGACUCGCCUGAGAUUAUAUCCCUUCUGAUCGAGUCUGGAUUGAACGUCAACUCCGCUGGGCCUUGGGAUCAAACACCAUUGCAUGUAGCGGCAGCGCUUGGCAAGAUUGACAACAUCCGACAGCUUCUCAAGUACGACGCCGAUACUCAAAAGGUCAAUGAAGACGGCGAUAUGCCGUUGCACGGCGCAGCGACGAACGGCUCUAACGCUGCCGUUCGUAUGCUGCUCGAAAAAGGCGCCCCUGUUGAUGCGCGAGGCUUCAACGGGGAAACGCCGCUUUUCUGUGCCAUUUACGACGGCCACGUCGCAGCCUCUGAGACUCUUGUCGAAUUCAACGCUGAUUGCAACACGUACACCGACGGCAGAAGAUGGUCAUUGCUACACGCCGCCACUAGAAACGAAAGCACCGAGUGCCUGAAAUUCGUCUUGUCCUUAGGAACAGAAGUCAAUCUUCAAGACACGGAUGGAUGGACACCUCUUCAUCUUGCGGUGUUUUGGAAUCGGCUCGAGCAAGUUCAGCUUCUCCUUGAAGCAGACGCCGACCCCAACGUCGAAGACAAAAAGGGAAACACUCCGUUUUAUUUCGCUCUUAAAGACAGCCUGCUCGAUAUCACUCGAGCUAUCUUAGAUCACCAAGGGAAAUGCCCUGUCCAAAUUCACGUCAAAAGGCAGGACUACUCGUAUAUCCACGUCGCGGCUGAAAAUUCCAGCAGCGAAAUUUUCCAGCUUCUACUCGACAAGGGAGCAGAUUACACAGCUAAGACCGAUGACGGUUCGUCCUGUCUCACUCUGGCGGUAACAGCAAGGCAACCGGACAACCUCAGACUGAUUCUCAGCGGAGAGGCUCCGCGAGCCUCCCAGUUCAGAUGGGAGGACCAGGAAAUCGAGGACGCCUAUUGGUUGGCCGUUUCAUUGAACCAGACAAGAAGCGUUAUCAUUCUACUUGAAUACGACAGCUCCUCAUCGUUGCUGGACAAGGAAAACCAUGACGGCUCUGACGCGCUCCAACUGGCCUUAUCCAGUGCUGGUUUAGAUGGUAGGCUUCAAUAUGAAUUUGAUGACGAACCGCUUCCAGUUUGUUUAAUCAACCGUGGAAUCAACCCAUGGAGCCGAAAAGAACGCGACAGCCUAUCUGGGUUUCUACAUGGGCUUCCUUUCAAGGACCUUCGGCAUAAAGGCUUUGUUAAAGCCUGCAUACAGCAUCUCCCAACUGAUCUUCAGGAAGCAGAUCUAGGAUGGGAAGAGCUGCGAGCAGCCACCGAGACGGACGAUCCUUCUUUGUGGAACAAACUGUCGCCGCUUUUAGCACACGUGGGGGAUCAAACAGAUCAGGAUGGCUGGAACAUUCACCACUUCCUGAAUCAAAGUGCUCCCAGGACACAAUUUGCGGAAUGUCAGCAAGAUCGAUUUAGAAGGCUUACAAAAACGCCAACAGCAAUGGUUGGAGCGCAGAUGUUAACGGGAGGUGAUUCCGAGCCACUGGUCCAGAUCUCAGAAGACGGACUGCAAGUCAUAUUUGCUGAAACGAGCGGGGAAGGGUCUGGCAUCAUGUCAAUCCACGCAGACCACCCUCUCCCACCCAGAACUGUGGGGAAAUCUUAUUUCGAGGUUUCAAUCGAGGCCAUGGAACAAAGAGAGCAACGUGACGAGCCAGAUUCUAUCCCGCACUCCAAGGGCGAAGAGAACUCUGAACCGAUAAAAGUACUUGAUGAUUCUGAGGCAACCGCUGAAGACCCUCCCCAACGCGAGGAUGCUGUCGACCAGGAAGUAUCCGAGCUUUCAAGACUGAGUUCCCAAGAUCCUGUUUCCGCAAAGGGGCUCGUCUCGGUUGGACUCUCUAGCGCGUAUUCCUAUCUCUAUCAGGGUCACGUUGGAUGGAAUCCCUGGACAAUCGGCUAUCAUGGAGAUGAUGGGGGCAUCUACGAAGAAACCAUUGAAGACUCUGAGCAUAAAACUGGGUUUCCUUUUGGUUCUUCAAGCACGGUGGGUUGCGGGAUUGAUUAUGAGAGCAAAGAGUAUUUCUUUACCCUAGAUGGGAAAGUGGUUGGUAAGAAAGCCUAUUUUUAA
Molecule: messenger RNA, 6684 nt
Organism: Colletotrichum destructivum
Lineage: Eukaryota; Fungi; Ascomycota; Sordariomycetes; Glomerellales; Glomerellaceae
Product: Putative B30.2/SPRY domain, P-loop containing nucleoside triphosphate hydrolase
Exons: 5
Coding region: 64-6684 (2206 amino acids)
Molecular function (GO): protein binding
Source: RefSeq, a predicted model, not a curated record